Trypanosoma brucei brucei TREU927 is the source of this 1110-nucleotide messenger RNA. RefSeq lists its product as hypothetical. Lineage: Eukaryota; Euglenozoa; Kinetoplastea; Trypanosomatida; Trypanosomatidae. The transcript has a single exon. The coding region runs from base 1 to 1110 and encodes 369 amino acids. The record is from RefSeq and is a predicted model, not a curated record.
AUGAGCAUGGACACCCGUAUGGUGAAUUUUGGUUUUACGCGUGCUGCUCUCCUGUGCGGUAUUUUAUUAUUGCUAACUGCCGUGUGUUCGCUGCAUGUGACUGCUGCUGAUGGUGAUGAUGGACGCGUGAUUGUUAAUGUGAAGGAGUAUUUCUCCAUGCCUAAUCGUGCAUUUAUUCGUGAUGGGGAGUACCAUGUAAGUUACUACAAUGCUAACGCAUAUUGUGUCGACAAUGGUGCUGUGCUUCCUGCCGAUCAAACGGAGGCGGCACACCAAAGUUUGCAGGAUGCAAUGAAGCGUGUAACUAAUUCUUUUGUUGCUUUCAGCUACCUUGGUGGAGAUGCUGUGUACAGUAGUGGCGGAGUAAUUGAAGCUGAUAAGCGUUGUAAGCCUGGAGACAUUGCAUCUUCACGCUAUUGUGUGUACCGUUGGAAUAAGGGAUUGUUUGCAAAGGCUUUGCCUGAUGGCUGGGGGGUGGCGUUCUGGCAUGGUUCAUAUGUCAAAUACGGUGGUGCGGCCUCAAUGAAUGGUUACCCAUCCUUUUGGGGUAGUGAAUAUCCCAAGCGUGGUCAGUUGUAUACCCUUUCAUGGUAUCAUAAAGAUUAUGAUGUGACUACCUGGUAUGAUGGAAAAGAUAUGUCAGGACGCAUAAAGUGGACGAGUAAAAACACUGCUACAAGAACCGAAAACUACGUUAUCUUAUGUGAAGUCCACGAUUCUAUCAGCACGACGACAACCACAACAACUACAACUACGACAACAACUACCACUACAACUACAGCUGCACCUGCCUCAGGCGAAGUGCCGGAACCAACUGUGACAAAGGAUGAAGAAGUUACUGUGACAACUGUGUCAUUGGAAGAGAGAAGUAAUUGGCACAUUAUUCUCAUAGCUCUAAUUUCUGUUGUUUCCCUCAUUGUGUUGCUGCUUUUCCUUUUACGUUGGUUUUGUGAUUAUGAUGUUAAAAAGGAGAUCAUUCCCAUGACGCUGCGUGAAGUUGUUGGAGAGCCGUUGUUUGUCCUGGAGCCAACACCUUUUGUUCCCCCAGAGGGUUUUGCUGCUCCUCCCUUAGCCCUGCAAUAUUAUAACCAAAUGAGAACCAGUGAAUAA